AUGUCGAAACUUUUCAUCUCAACUACAAAUUGCGGAAAAGCCCAUGAAGCGGACAUUUAUGGGGUCUCUAUUUCUAACCCUUACACUGCAACAAUCUCGGGUGACGGGUAUUUGAAGCUAUGGAAAAACAAACUGAUCGAUGGAGACCAGCCGAGAGAUCAUGUACUUUCGAAAUUUGUCCACAAGACAGGUCUUCAUCAUGUAGAUACAUUCCAUUCAGUUGAAAAAGGUGGACUAGAGAUUUAUCUUGUGUCCUGUGUUUCUUUUUCGGGUCAGAUUUUCAUUUAUUCUGUCGAUUUGGCCUCCGGUUCGUUCGAGGAACUGAACUUGCUUUCGCAGGAAGAGAAUUUGAAAUCCUAUUGGUGCAUCAAGUUCUUCAAAAGCGCUGAUCAAGCUGCAUCUCACAAUCUUAUAGCCACGGACGUUAAAGGGAGUACCUUGGUAUGGUCUCUAAAUACUGUUAACCAGAAAGAGCAAGACGGUAACCCAGACGAUGCUGUCCCACAGAGAGAUAUACACCUUUACUCCCUCGGAGAGAUACCGGCAACCGAACCAAAGUUUGCAACUAGUGUGGAUAUCUCGGCAAAAGGUGCUAUUGCCACAGGAUUCCAAGAUGGGAGCGUUGUGGUGUCACAGCUUGCAACCUUGAGACCGAUUUAUAAUUUCGAGGGAUUCGGUAUCAAAGGAACAGAUGAAAGCAGCGGAACUGUUCGUGAUGUCAAAUUUUCUCCAUUGGGGGGGCUGUUAGCGGUAGCCAAUGAUUCUGGCCCCUACGGUACUGUUACGCUCUACGAGACUGAGUACGGCGAACGUAUUGGAAACCUAACAGUGCCGACACAUAGCACUCAGACCAGCAUUGCUAACUUCACUCAUGAUGGGUGGGUGUUCAACAUCAGUUUUAAUUCUACUGGUGAAUAUUUGGCAACUUGUGGAUAUGAUGCCAAAAUUCGAGUUUGGGAUAUCAAACAGAGAGAACGUGUCAGUACUCUCAACAUCAGCGCGGGUGAUAUUGAAAAUGAGGAGGACAUUUUGUCCCAAGAUGAAAUAGGCGAUUCUUUGAAGACUCCUCCAGUCAUGGGCGUCACCUUCAUCAACAAGGGUGUCCGCGGUGGAAUUGGUGGAGACACGAACGAGGGUUUGGCAUGCGUUUGUCUUGACAGAAGUGUGCGUUGGUUUCGAGAGGCAGGCGGUGUGUAA
This is a messenger RNA of Lachancea dasiensis, 1197 nucleotides long. Lineage: Eukaryota; Fungi; Ascomycota; Saccharomycetes; Saccharomycetales; Saccharomycetaceae. The record is from the annotation of a GenBank genome assembly.